Megalobrama amblycephala (Wuchang bream) is the source of this 2486-nucleotide messenger RNA. RefSeq lists its product as uncharacterized. The record is from RefSeq and is a predicted model, not a curated record. The transcript has 9 exons. Bases 148 to 1347 code for a protein of 399 amino acids. Lineage: Eukaryota; Metazoa; Chordata; Actinopteri; Cypriniformes; Xenocyprididae.
GUUAUUGGAUAAUAUCGCGGGUAUAGUGUGGAUUAUUGUGUUAAAAUAUAACGCGUUAAACGAGUUCUCCGUCAUCAGUGACUCAGUGCUCGUCUAUGAAUGUCUGUGUGGAACAUCAAAUUCACAUGAGAAAUAGCUUCUGUGCGCAUGGCUCAGGUGCGGCGCGCGGUCACGGAGGCGCUGUGGGGAGCGUGUGUCGCGGACUCCAUGUCGAUGCCCGUGCACUGGUACUACAACACCGCCGACAUCAGGAGCGACUUCAGCGGCUGGAUCACGGGACUCACCGCGCCGCGCGACAGACACCCGUCCAGCAUCCUGCGCCUGUCCAACACAGCUGGCAGCGGCCGUGUGACCGGCUCUGGAUCCACCGGAGCUGAUGUGGUGGGGAACGUGAUUCUGCACGAUAAGCUGAAGUUCUGGACGGAUCCGCGUGGAUCAGUGCACUACCAUCAAGGUCUUCAGGCGGGUCAGAACACCCUGAACGCUCUCUGUGCUCUGAGAGCCGCCCGCGUUCUGUCCGCCGGUGCGUUCGCCAGCGCGGCCGAUCCUGACGCACGAGCCGCCGUUCUGUCCGACUACGUGGAGUUCAUGACGAGUCCCGGCUCACACGACGACACGUACGCCGAGUCCUUCCACAGGAGCUUCUUCUCCGACUGGCAGGAGCUCAGACCCACGUCCUCCAGAGAGGUUCUGGAGUUCGCGGAGCGGCGAUCCAAACGCAUGUUGAACUCGUCCCGCGCCGACGGUCAGCUGAACGCCAUCGGCUGUCUCCCUAUGGCCAUUCCCUUCGUUCUGCUGUCUGCCACAGCCAAUGAGGAGGAAGCGGUGCGUGCGGCGGUGGAGCUGGUGAAGCUCACUCAUCCUCACGCGCAGCUGGAGCCGCUGGUGUCUCUGUACGCUCGCGCGCUUCACGCCACGCUGAACGGAGCCUGUCUGCGGCGGCAGGCGGAGGCGGCGCUCAAAUCGCCCGCGCUGGACGCCUGGGACGCGUGUCGACACUUCAUACAGCGGGCCGAGAGCAGGUUUCCAGCUUCAUCAGCCGAGCGUCUGAAGGUCCAUCAGAGCGCCGUGGAGUCUCUCGGACUCGCCUGCUACACACAAGGAGCUCUGACGAGCCUCUUCUACCUGGCGUACUGCUUUCAUGAUGACGUGACGGAGGGAAUCCUGACCAACACCAACUGUGGAGGUGAGAACUGUAACCGCGGCGCGGCGUUAGGGGCUCUUCUCGGCGCCCGGGCGGCGUACGCCGGGUCAGCCGUGCCUCAGCGGUGGAAGGACGGGCUGCUGGACGCUCCGGGGCGAAUCUCUGAAGUCCUGCAAGAUCUGAACUGCUCCACAUCAGCCUGACAGUCUUCUGCUCUUCUCUCGACUCAGAAGCCUCUGUUUACACACACACACACACACACACACAGGAAGUGCUGCCCACAGAUGAGGUUUCCAGCCUGACUUCCCCUCAUCUGUGUACCUGCGCCUCUCAUGACCUACUUGCAUAAUUCUCGCAUUAGAACUAUGUCUGUUUUAAAGAUUGAGUAAAUGAUAAUCGGAUAGCUUGAAUAUUUUACUCAAAACACUCUUUGUGUGUGUGUGUGUUUAGAGUUUUUAAUCUAAUGCAAGUUUUAAUAACCUUAUAUACAGUAGUUCUAGAAAAAUUGACAUUUAUUCAAAUAUUAUAAUAAAUUUGUUACAGAUUUUGUAGUCAUAUUGUGUAGUUGUGCUUGGAGUCGAUUGUUUUAUUUGUGAUAACGCAACAUGAGAACAUGACAAAUUGUGUGAUUUGGCCUGAUAAAUGAUGAACACGUGCAAAAACAAGAGAGAAGAAAUGAAAUAUUAAUAACUCGGUGUUUGCUUUUUAUUUAUGCAAUUUUUUUGCACAGUAAAAUGAAACCUGUAGCUGUAGUUUGCUUUUUUUUUGCCAAAUAAUUUUGUCAGAUAAAUACCAAGUUUAGUGAUUUGUUCUUCCCCCAUAUUUAAAAUAUAUAAAAUAACUUCCUAAUGUUUUGAUGGUUUAAAUCAAUUUGUCACUUUUGGACACGACUGUGGGUUUUUACUUGUUACUCGUCAUGGAAAUCGCUAAAGAAUCAUAAAAACAGCAAUAAUCAGAGAGCUGCUGUGUUUCAGAACAUGCUGAAGCGGCAUUGAUGAAGUUAAUUGAAUUAAAAUUGAAGGGAUCAUUUUAGAGUUUGAAGCAAAACUAUCUUCUGUCUUUUUUGGAAUAUCUUCUGUAGAUUAUAGAGAAUCCUAAAUGCUUCCGAUACAGUGUUGCAGAAUGUGAUCAUGUUAGAUUAGUUUCUGAUUGUGCAUCAUGUUUUCUUGUAUUAAAACACUUCACCUGUAAUGCAGCAGUUGAUCAGUGAUUGUGAUUAUUAUAUGCACUACUAUAAAUGAUAUUCUGCUUCUUUUGCACAUUUUGUGAAGGUGAACAUGCAGUCGUGUUUGUGUUUUGUUGUAAUUUUGUUAAAGAUGCAGUAAAUGUCUUGUUUGCAGCA